Messenger RNA from Fusarium tjaetaba, 405 nucleotides. RefSeq lists its product as uncharacterized. Bases 1 to 405 code for a protein of 134 amino acids. The transcript has a single exon. NCBI's taxonomy places the organism in Eukaryota, Fungi, Ascomycota, Sordariomycetes, Hypocreales, Nectriaceae. The record is from RefSeq and is a predicted model, not a curated record.
AUGGUCGGCAAUGUUGUCUCAAAUGUCGCUGCUAUGAGCCAAGGAGAACGAAAGUUUGCACAGGUAGAGAGGGCUGCCGAGGAGCUCGGCAUUCGCCUCGCGGAGUUGCAUGACUUCCUUGCCACUUCUGACGGUGAUGCUUUCAUGACCCAGCUUUCUGGGGUGGCUGGUCCCCAGCAAAUCUCUUCUGGUGAUGACCACACCCAGGAGCCACUCUCCCAAGAGCCUUCUUCACAGGAGAAUGCCCACCAGGAGCACGCUUUCGAAGACAGCUCUUCCUACGAGUCUUCCUCUUCAGAGCAGUCUUCUCAGGAAGCCUCGUCAGAGGAGGGAUCUUCUGAGGAGAAUGUCGAAGCACGUCCUAUGACAUUGACUCUCUUAAACACCCCGCCAUAUGAGAACUGA